CUGCAUGGAUGAGAUACGUCGAAAAGAUGCAAGAAAGUGACGAUCCCAUCAAAUAUUUACCGUUACCAGAAGAAUUCGAGCCUUCUGCAGAAAAGGCAGCCGCGGCAAUCUAUGGCACUGUAUCCGAGCCCAGCCCGACUCCGAGAUUUGAUCUUCCAGACGACUGUUUACCUGUCGUGGAGGCCAAAAAAUUGUACCAAAAAUUCCCGAUCCAAUAUCACACGGUGUCGUGUUAG
Molecule: messenger RNA, 236 nt
Organism: Blastomyces dermatitidis ER-3
Lineage: Eukaryota; Fungi; Ascomycota; Eurotiomycetes; Onygenales; Ajellomycetaceae
Exons: 2
Coding region: 9-236 (75 amino acids)
Source: RefSeq, a predicted model, not a curated record